Messenger RNA from Plectropomus leopardus (leopard coralgrouper), 366 nucleotides. The record is from RefSeq and is a predicted model, not a curated record. NCBI's taxonomy places the organism in Eukaryota, Metazoa, Chordata, Actinopteri, Perciformes, Serranidae.
AUGGCUCCCAGCCCCACGCCGCCACCCCACAUCGUGUACAACCCAAACCAGCACAUGCUUACCUACACUGGCUUCUGCCCUUCAGGACAGACUCUGCCCGCCUACCCCAACUACCCAAUGCCCAUGCAGCAUAACAGCAGCUAUCAGCCACCUGCUACUCCCCAGAUAAUCCCCGAAGGAGGCCCUGCCUCCAACCCCUGCCCGUCUGAGGAGAACCAGAACCAGCAGCCCUCUCAGGCUCCCACCCAGCCGCUGCCUCAGGGAGCCACCCAGGAGCCGGGGGGCUACAUGCUGUCACCCAACGCUCCUGUUCUCUACGGAUCCACCUACAGCCCCUUUGAGAAACCGCCGCCUUAUGCCUGCUGA